AUGGCGCGAAGAAAGGUCAAAAAGCAGACGCAUCUGGGCGCCAAUGGCCCCAGCGGAAAACCUACCUCCGCAAAUGCAAUUAAUCGAUCGCCAAAAAGUAUGGUAAUUAGAGUUGGAGCUGGGGAAGUUGGACCAAGUGUUAGCCAGCUGGUCAAGGAUGUUCGCUCGAUGAUGCAACCAGAUACAGCUGCUAGAUUGAAGGAAAGAAAGGCGAACAAGCUAAAGGAUUAUCUCACUAUGUCUGGGCCACUGGGAGUAACACAUCUAAUGCUGUUCUCGAGAUCUGAGUCGGGAAAUACAAACAUGCGACUUGCGAUUACACCACGAGGACCAACACUACAUUUUCAGGUCGAGAAGUAUUCCUUAUGUAAAGACGUUAGGAGAGCGUUGAAGCAUCCUAAAGGCGGUGGAAAAGAAUAUCUCACAGCUCCAUUGCUUGUCAUGAACAACUUCAUAUCACCCCCUACCGAGUCCGAUUCCCAAAACAAGAUACCCAAGCAUCUCGAAUCUCUAACCACGACCGUGUUCCAAUCUCUAUUCCCUCCCAUCAAUCCUCAGCACACACCACUUCAGUCCAUACGCCGGGUCAUGCUCUUAAAUCGAGAGCCUGCCAAAGAUUCGGAUGAUGGCUCAUACAUUCUCAACCUCCGACACUACGCUAUCACAACAAAGGCUACCGGACUUUCGAAACCCCUACGGAGACUUAAUGCUGCAGAGAAAUUGCUGAACUCGCAAAAAGCGAAAGGCAAAAAGGGGGGCCUACCGAAUCUGGGCAAUUUAGAGGACAUUGCCGACUACAUGGUUGGUGGCGCAGAUGGUUCAGGGUAUAUGACGGACGCGACUAGUGGAAGUGAAGCAGACACAGAUGCCGAGGUGGAAGUCGUGGAGACUAGAGCCAAGAAGUUGUUAUCAAAACGGCAGAAAGACCGUGAAGAUGGCAAAAGUAAGAACUCCUCGAGUGGUGUCGAAAAGCGGGCAGUGAAAUUGGUUGAGCUGGGGCCAAGGCUGCGACUUAGGAUGACCAAGGUAGAGGAUGGAGUCUGUAACGGGAAAAUUAUGUGGCAUGAGUACAUUCAUAAAACAAAAGAAGAGGUUAAGGAGAUGGACAAGGUCUGGGAGAAAAGAAGACAAGAAAAAGAGACACGAAGACGGAUUCAGAGGGAGAACGUGGAAAAGAAGCGCAUUGCAAAGGGUCUUGGGGCGAAGAAAGGUGCUGAAGAUGAGGAUGAGGAUGAGAUGGACGUCGAUGAAUGGGACAGUGAGGGGCUCGAGGGUGAUGCUGAGAUGGAGCUGAAUGAAGAAGCGGAUGAGAGAGGGGAGUGGGAAGACCAGGAAGAAGAGAUCGCUGGAGGCUGA
Messenger RNA from Glarea lozoyensis ATCC 20868, 1356 nucleotides. RefSeq lists its product as uncharacterized. Gene Ontology annotation, cellular component: preribosome, large subunit precursor. The transcript is spliced from 2 exons. The record is from RefSeq and is a predicted model, not a curated record. Bases 1 to 1356 code for a protein of 451 amino acids. Gene Ontology annotation, biological process: rRNA processing; ribosomal large subunit assembly. Lineage: Eukaryota; Fungi; Ascomycota; Leotiomycetes; Helotiales; Helotiaceae. Gene Ontology annotation, molecular function: rRNA binding.